Molecule: messenger RNA, 1742 nt
Organism: Mytilus trossulus (common blue mussel)
Lineage: Eukaryota; Metazoa; Mollusca; Bivalvia; Mytilida; Mytilidae
Product: stomatin-like
Exons: 8
Coding region: 190-1035 (281 amino acids)
Cellular component (GO): plasma membrane
Source: RefSeq, a predicted model, not a curated record
AUGGUCAUGUGUGUUGUGACGUAUCUAAGUGUGGUUUUCCGACCAUUUCAACACAACUCCUUAUUACCUGUGACUAUUUAAAUUUCGUUACAGCAAUACAGGGAUCACGACAACACAGUUUUUUGUGUACCUGUGGGUAAAGCUUACGUUUUGUGAGAAUAUUCACAGUUUAUUAAGCUGGAUACCGAAAUGUCACAGUCCAAUGUUAAUAAAGGUUACCAGAUGGGUGACCAGAGGAACAUGCAGGAUUCAUCCGAGGACGGAAUCGGAUGCUGCGGAUGUAUAUUGAUGGGACUAUCAUAUCUUCUUGUCGGCUUGUUCUUCCCCUUUUCUCUAUGUAUGACAAUAAAGAUUGUUACCGAGUAUGAACGAGCUGUAAUCUUUCGAUUGGGUCGAGUACUGCCAGGAGGGGCGAAAGGACCUGGAAUGUUCUUCAUAUUACCAUGUCUUGAUGAGUUCAAAAAGAUCGACCUCCGUACAGUAUCAUAUGAUGUCCCACCACAAGAGAUUUUAACCAAAGAUUCUGUGACAGUAGCCGUAGAUGCUGUUAUUUACAGCCGUAUUUUCGACCCAACGAUGUCCGUAUGUAACGUAGCAAAUGCAGAUUCUUCUACUCGAUUGUUGGCUGCUACAACCUUGAGAAAUGUCCUUGGAACUAAAAACAUGUCUGAACUCCUGACUGAAAGGGAUUCUAUUGCUCACCAAAUGCAGGCUAUCUUAGACGAAUCAACAGAUCCCUGGGGAAUCAAGGUAGAGAGAGUUGAAAUUAAGGAUGUCAGACUUCCGGUUCAACUCCAGAGAGCAAUGGCCGCCGAGGCAGAAGCUUCAAGGGAAGCACGUGCUAAGGUAUUAGCAGCUGAGGGAGAACAGCGUGCCUCACGUGCACUGAAAGAAGCAGCCGACAUCAUGGCCCAAUCACCAGCCGCUAUUCAGCUCCGUUAUUUGCAGACAUUGAACAGCAUAGCAGCAGAGAGGAAUUCCACCAUUAUUUUCCCAUUACCUAUGGAUUUGUUGAGUGGAUUUGGCAAAAAAUAGAAUUGAUAUUAUAUGUUGUUUCAAUCCAAUGUUGUUUGUAUCAUAUAAAAGACGGAUUAUGCUAGAAAAUUACAACAAUCAAACAAUAUUACUUUUAUAUAUAACAUAAUAUGCAUUGCCAUGUGAUAUCCUGAAUAUGCCUUAACUACAAAAAUAAUAAUAAAAACGAGAUUUUUAGUGGUUUAAGAGGUGAAUAGUGACCUAAAGAUGUAUACAUUCACGUUUUCUUGUCUCUGCUAGAAAGUUAGCUUUUUCGCAAUCGUACUGUGUUUCUAUUAUAAAUUCCAAUUUUUACCUUUUUAUUAUCAGGAAAAUGGCCAUGCAUUCUUCUCCAUGAGAGGCAUAACUCGCUAGGCACUAUUGGCUGUUAUUUUUAGAAUGACAUUGCUUUGAUGAUUAAAAUGGUCUGUUUUUUGUUAGGUUGAGAAGACAACCAAACCACUUCAUGAACAUCUCAAACCAUUCAAGUUUUUUGGUUUGUUUUUAAGUAUGUUUUAAUACUAAGUGCUUAGGUGUUUCCUUCAUUUCAGGGUGAACAUAUUUUGCAACUAAUGUUGUCAUAUUGAAUGAUAUUACAUGUUACAGUUUCAAUACAUGCGGGUGUUUGAUAGCAAGGUUAGAUACAGGACAAAAUCCUCAUUUCUCAUUCACAGAUGAAAUUAAUACAGGACUACUAAAGGUUAUUUCGUUUUUACUAUUAAAUGUAA